ACGGUGGGAGUCGGCCAAUGGGAGCGUGCCAACGUGAUGACGUAGUGGAAGCGGAAGCAGAGCAGAACCGUGUGUUGUUGUUAGCUGUCGUUAGCUGUUGUUAGCUGUUGUGUGCGGCUCUGUCUCACGGAUCAGAUCGGUAAAUCAGAUCUAUUCCCGUGUGCACAGGGGAGCACCAUGGCCAAGUGGGGGAAGUUUCUCCUGAGAAAUGUACUCCGCCACACAGAUGCUCAUAACAAGAUCCAAGAGGAGAAGGAGAUGUGGAAGAUGAGGGGCAGCCAGACACAGACCCCGGGAGUGUCGACCAGAGAAGCACAAAGGGGGAACAUGCACUGUGAUCGAGUGUCCGACUGUCCCAAGUCCCGCCCCUCCGAGCAGGAUGACCGGGCGGCUCGCUACUGGUCCCGUAAACUGUACGAGUUUGAGGCCAAUGAUCCUGACAGGUGGGGACACAGCGGCUUUAAGGAGCUCUACCCGGAGGAGUUCUCCAGUGACAGCGAGGACGCAGACCGCAGGACGAAGAAGACCAAGAGAGAGCUGUCCGUCUCCAAGCGCUCCAAGAAGUCCAAAGAGAAGAAGAAAAAGAAGAAGAAAAAGAAAAAGGAGGAGGAGGACGACGAGAAGGAGGAGGAAGAGGGAAAGAGGAAGAAGGCGGACGUCUCCAGCAGCAGCGAGACUCAGUCCGCCAGGAGCAAAGAGAGGAGGAAAAGCGGUAAAAGCAAGCACCACAAAGGGAAGAGGAGGAGGAGGAGCAGGAGCAGGAGGAGAGACACCGGGGAGAGCAGCUCACAGGGGAUGGGCGAGGAGCUGGACAGGGAGAGACGCACCCGCUGCGGGAAGAAGAGGAAACACGACGCCAACAGAGACACGGACUCCGGGCCCGACGGCGCGAGGAAGAAGAGGGGGAGGGGCAGCGGGAGGAAGGACUGGAAGGAGCCGGCUGAGGGGAACUCGGACGACAGCUCCGCUGAUUGAAACGUUCUCGCUGUCACACACACACAGACACACACACUUGUGCACACAGACAUAAACUUGUGCAUACACACAUGCACACACACAGGUAUCUCCGGUAAUGACUAGAACAACGCUUGCAUUUGAUGUGUUGUUUGUCCCAUUAGCUCAAAGGGGGAGGCAGGACGCUGUGUGUGUGUGUGUGUGUGUGUGUGUGUGUGUGUGUGUGUGUGUGUGUGUGUGUGUGUGUGUGUGUGUGUGUACGUGUGUGUACGUGUGUACGUGUGUGUGUGUAACGUUACUCAGUAUGACAUCCACCAACCUGUGCUGUCGGCGCUGUCUGUGGAUGCUCCUGGUGGCGGCUGCUUGGCGCCUCCUCUCGGGAGACGAGCAGCCAAUCGGGCGGUGCAGACGGCGGGGGAACAGAGGGGAUGGACUGAGAGAUACGCCGUGGGCUAACUGAUGGAUGUCUGGAGCAGAUCUCCUUCCCGCUCAAAGCGUUUUGUAGCCAAUCGUGUUAUUAUAAGACCUCAUCAUGUCAGGGAUCUUGGGCUCGGGUUAAGAUUUAUGAUUUUUUUACAUUUCAUUACUUUUUAUGCAACAUGAUGGCGUUGUGAGGAAUAAACCUGUUUUUCUAGCUUUGUAAACGUGUUUCGUGAUUAAACCAUGCCAUGUAGGAUUUUAAGGAAACCGGA
Messenger RNA from Gadus macrocephalus (Pacific cod), 1646 nucleotides. It is a transcript of the gene nkapd1, whose product is annotated as NKAP domain containing 1. The record is from RefSeq and is a predicted model, not a curated record. Lineage: Eukaryota; Metazoa; Chordata; Actinopteri; Gadiformes; Gadidae. The coding region runs from base 178 to 975 and encodes 265 amino acids. The transcript is spliced from 6 exons.